This is a messenger RNA of Trichoderma virens Gv29-8, 201 nucleotides long. RefSeq lists its product as uncharacterized. Gene Ontology annotation, biological process: transmembrane transport. Lineage: Eukaryota; Fungi; Ascomycota; Sordariomycetes; Hypocreales; Hypocreaceae. Gene Ontology annotation, cellular component: membrane. The transcript has a single exon. The record is from RefSeq and is a predicted model, not a curated record. Gene Ontology annotation, molecular function: transmembrane transporter activity. The annotation marks the transcript as partial.
UUCAACCUAAAAUGGACUUACGUGGCUACAGUCAUUAUCUUCGAAGUUCAAUCUGUUCUCUGCGGCGCUGCUCCAAACAUGAUCGCAAUCAUUAUUGGUCGAGUCAUUGCUGGCAUGGGCGGCACUGGCAUCUAUCUCGGCUGCCUCAACUAUUUUUCAUCUUUAACAACUCCCAAAAGCGUGGAAUCUACAUUAUUUUAA